AUCUGUUAUCAAUGCCAUGUCAAUGCCGUAACUUCAAAUUUACCUAGUUCCCAUUGCUUCUUCAGUGGCAUGUUUUUGUUAAGCCGUGCACGUUUUUGAGAAAUAUUAAACCAUUGCGCUAUGAACGAGUUAGCCAAAGUUGCCAGAGAAGCUUUCCUCUUGCCUGUACAGGUAACCAAUGAUCGAAGUUUCUUUGAGGAAGGUUUUCAGCGUCAAUGGGCUACCAAAGUAGACUCUGCAGUAUCAGAUUUGAAGAAGAUGAUACCGAAUUGUUCGUUUCCCUCUAAAGACAAAUUAAUUGAGAAUGACAAAGAUAUAUUACAGUUACUUAUACUGUGUGGUGAACACAAUGUUUGUGCUGAGUGGAAUACCCAGAAACUAGUGGAGAAUGUAAAAGAUCUUCUCAAACUUUUGCUCCUAAAACUCGAUGCUGAAAACAUUUGUGAUACAUUUUGCUGCGAGGGAGUUUCUCACGCAAUUCUUCAACAACUUAAACCAAAAUUAGGAAAAAAUCAAAUAAAAACAUACCCUGCAGCAGUAAAUUGUUUCCUUUGGGUUAUCAGCAACACUAUGUUACCUGCCAUUGAUGAAUCUGUAGACUUUGCCAUACCUGUUUCCUUGGUACUAUUUGAUGAUUGGGAACCAGCCUACCAGCAGAAAGGUCUUGACUGCAUAUCUCAUAUACUAAAUCAAAAUCCUAAAUCUCUGCAACAAAGGGGAUGGCUUGAAGUCAUCUUUAGCAGCUUGAAGAAAAAUACUCAAUUCAAUGAUCGCUUGAAUUUGUACAAAUGUCUUGACAUUUGCCUAAAACUUCAGACGUUGGAUUUGGAAAGCCCAUCCAACUGGAAGAAAGAUGAUGAAUAUGAUAUUCUUGUGAAUGAUUUGUUACAAUCAACUCUAGUCCAAGAUUCACCAUCUGCAGCAACAUGCAACCUAAAGAUUCUGGUUAUUCUUUUUCAUUCAAUGAAAAUCAAAAUGGCAAAGUUUCUUCCUUCUGUAAUUGCUGUGCUAGACAACUACAUUACAGUUGGUGUUGCUCCCGAUAUUCACGUUUUGACGGUUGAGGUCAUGGAACAAAUCGUUGAGUAUUGCUGGGUAUGUCUGGAACCACAGUUUACCAGCCAUUUGUCUUGGGUCUUAUUCAAGCUAGCAAGUGGAAAAUUGGCUGAUGAAGAAACACGACUAAGAAUAUGUAAAUGCGCAGAUUUAAUUAAAAAUAUUUCCCCUUCGCAAGUACCCAUUCUUUCGUCCCGCCCAUAACAACAGCCUGUCUUUUUUUUUUUAUUCUUUCAUUCAUCGUAAAAUAAUCUAAUUUUUCACGAAAUCAUCGGUUGUUAUCGAAUACCGAUUAAGGUAGAUAGAAUAGAAAUAGAAUUAGCGGAAUAAUUGGAAUUCGUAACAUAUUGCAACAGUUUCUUAUAUCCUGCUCAUAUUUCGCGCGCUUUUUCAGUUGUCAUGGUAGUUUUACCUUAGCAGACGACAGAUUUCUGAAAUGCGAAAACAAACGUGUUGAUAGAAGUUCAAGUACAACAAAGAUUAUCUUUAAAUAUCGGUGUAAUGUUUAAAUUUACAAGGCUCAAUAACACUGUAAAAUAUUAAAGUGAAAUUGAAAUAAUUCAGUGUACUAGAGAGUUUCCGUUAAACCUUAAUAGUUGUUGAGUUAUACGUGAUUUAUCAGGUGACUUUAUAGACUCUAGUUGCUUAGUGAUGCAGAAUCCAUACUAACACGAUUAGUAUCAAUAAAACCGCAGCGUUUACUAAGUUGGUUGAGUUGUUGCUGAACUGCUUUCGACAAUGAAGGGUCAAUGACAGCAGCUUUCU
Molecule: messenger RNA, 1821 nt
Organism: Daphnia magna
Lineage: Eukaryota; Metazoa; Arthropoda; Branchiopoda; Diplostraca; Daphniidae
Exons: 6
Coding region: 121-1260 (379 amino acids)
Source: RefSeq, a predicted model, not a curated record